AUGGAAGAUACUUGGAAUCAUUAUUACGAUAUCCUUUUUAAAAUAUCAUCAAUCACUGGUGCGUGGCCGUAUCUGAAACUAAGAACAAGAAUAUUUCGUGUUACACUGCUAACCACGAUUGCAUUGACCAUAUUAAUUCCGCAGAUGGUGUAUCAAUUUAAGUGCAAGAAAGACAUGCAGUGUACUUUUAAAGCAAUGACAGCGUAUCUGCUGACAUUUGUAGCUAUGUUGAAAGUGUACACGAUUCAGUCAAACACCCGCACAAUUAAAAAUUUCAUCCAACACUUACUUGGCUACUGGAAAGAAUUACAAACUUCUGAAGAGUACGAAAUUAUGAAGUCGUAUGCCGAAAAUAGUAGACGAUUCUCUUUAGUAUAUACGAGUGAGGACUGA
Messenger RNA from Linepithema humile (Argentine ant), 393 nucleotides. NCBI's taxonomy places the organism in Eukaryota, Metazoa, Arthropoda, Insecta, Hymenoptera, Formicidae. The record is from RefSeq and is a predicted model, not a curated record.